GUAAUUUUUUGUCAAGUGUCAACCUUGACCUCGUAAAUAUCAUGGAAAAUCGUUCAAUAUAUUUUCACACGUAUACUCAGAAAUACUUUACUAGUUUUGACUUUUAUACAACACAAGAAAUCGUGUUUCUGACUUCCAAGAACAUAAACAUGAAAUAAUAAUCAUCUCUUUCUCCCUUAGACAUAUUCAAAGCAUUGACAAAAUACAAACUUUUCAUGGAGUAUAUAAGACUCCACCCUUUCUUCAAUGCAUUAAAUGCAUCAUCAAAAUCCCACUAACCAUUUGUACGUAACGUCAUUCUUUUUUUUUUUUCUCUGUAUUGAAAUGAAAAAUGCCUUCUAUAUGGAAAGCAUUUUCACUGUCUUCAAAUUCCCAUCACUCUUCUUCUUCUUCUUCUUCUUCUUCUAGUAGUAAUAUUAUUUCUUCACCGAAUACACGUAGGAUUUACGGUGGUGGAAGGAGGCUCACUAGGCAGCGUAAACUGAGGCAUGUUAGUGAUGAUGAUCUUGGUUUACGGAGUCCUAAUAUUCAGGCUUUAAUUAUUGAUGAACGUUCAAAGUCCUUACCGGUUUCUACUGAUUGUUAUGUGGAUUUGGGGUCGAGUUCUCGGUCGCCUCACCACCACCUACGUCACUGCUCUGCCGUGCCACUGCCGUUGCCACUCCCGGAGUUUAAUUCUGUGCCUAAACAAAAUCCGGUUGACUCUGAUUUGCCAGUUAGAGUUGACCGGGAUACUUUAAGUCCUCCUCUUGCCAGGGAUACUUCUGAUCGAACUCCAGCUGAGGUGACACGUUCUCAACAUCCAAGAUCAUCUACUCCAACUUAUCGGCGUAGGGGGUUCCAUCAGGAUCUGAAUGACGAGGGUGUUGAAUUCAGGUUGAACGUUCCUGCUAGAAGUGCUCCAAGUAGUGGUUUUACAAGCCCCAUCCCGAGCCCAGAAAGAUUUAGUACACAGGACCUUUUUCAUCCUCCCUUUCAUCAAGCGUCAUCAUCACCUUCAGAGGCUUACUCUUUCCAACUUUCACCCACAAGGGUUAUAAAUAGAGCUGAUCAUUCUCCACUGAGUAGCCUCAGGAAUAACAGAAGUGGUGCUGUGCAUUCUCAUCAUAAAUCUCUUCCGGAAAGUUCUCUAGCUUGGAAUGAAGCUAACAACAUCAAUGUGCACCCGCUACCCCUUCCACCAGGAGUUUCAAGACAACCAGAAUUAGGUCCCAUCCACAGCAAUAUGGAUAAACCUUGUGUAUCACCAACAAAGGGUCAAUGGCUAAAGGGAAAGCUUUUAGGUCGUGGUACAUAUGGAAGUGUAUACGAAGCUACCCAUCGUGAAACCGGUGCUUUACGUGCACUGAAAGAAGUUGAUCUCACUCCGGAUGAUCCUAAAUCUGCUGAAUGUAUAAAGCAGUUAGAACAGGAAAUAAGAGUUCUCCGGCAGUUAAAGCAUCGAAAUAUCGUUCAAUAUUAUGGCAGUGAAAUAAUGGAAGACCGCUUUUGCAUAUAUUUGGAAUAUGUGCACCCCGGAUCAAUUAAUAAGUAUGUUCGGGAACAUUGCGGAGCUAUGACAGAGUCAAUAGUUCGAAACUUUACUAGGCAUAUUGUAUCAGGGUUGGCUUACUUGCAUAGCACUAUGACAAUACACAGGGACAUUAAGGGAGCAAAUUUGCUUGUAGAUGCAUCUGGAGUUGUUAAGCUUGCAGACUUUGGAUUAGCAAAACAUCUUUCCAGCUGUGCAACUGAUCUUUCUCUGAAAGGGAGCCCUCAUUGGAUGGCUCCAGAGGUAAUGCAGGCUGUGUUGCGCAGAGAUGCCAAUCCAGAGCUUGCCUUAGCUGUCGAUAUAUGGAGCCUGGGUUGUACUGUUAUUGAAAUGUUUACUGGACAGCCCCCUUGGGGUGAACUUACUGGGGUGCAAGCUAUGUUUGGUGUCUUGAACAAAUCACCACCUAUACCCGAAAAAUUAUCGUCAGAGGGGAAGGAUUUCCUUCAGUGCUGCUUUCAGAGGAAACCUGAAGAUAGGCCAUCAGCUAUGAUGCUACUUGAACAUGCUUUUUUAUGUAAUACUAGUUCGCAUGAGCAUAGUAUUACUGUUACUGGUUGCUCAGAGGAUUCUUCAGGGACGAAAUUACAUGAUACCCUGCAGAGUCCUAAGAACCCAACUAACCAUAAGAAGGAACCAAAGCCACCGUCACCAGGAACAUCUGCCAGGCAUGGAACGUGGCAGUUAAACUGUGUCUCUUUCAGUGAAACUUCUCAGCAAACUCAUCCUGAAACCUGUGAGUAUGGAGCAGCUUCUCACCACUCUCCGCAUUCUACACUUGAAGUUCUUCCCUGUAUUUCUUCAAUGGAGCUGAACUCGGGUUCACGUGCAGCCAGCCCCUCAAGCGUUCCUAGUAGCUUUCGCCUGGGACCUGAAAACAGAAGUCCUUAUAGGAUCACAGGAAAGGAAAUUUCAAACCUCUGUAUAAGAUCAUAAAUGAGUAAAAGUUGAAAAAGAUCGUGUACAGAUCAGGAGAAUUAGAUAGACAACUUUAGUUGGAUGAUUAGUCACAAUGUUUCCGGGAGAGAUAUGCAAUUCUAUUCCCGUAUGCAUCCACGUCUUUUGUGUACUAGUGAUGUUGUUUUUGAAGCUAUCAAAGACUUACAUAGUUUUGGAACAGAUUCAUGAAGACUUGAAAGAUGAUUCUGAA
Messenger RNA from Lycium ferocissimum, 2681 nucleotides. RefSeq names its product mitogen-activated protein kinase kinase kinase 5-like. The transcript is spliced from 11 exons. NCBI's taxonomy places the organism in Eukaryota, Viridiplantae, Streptophyta, Magnoliopsida, Solanales, Solanaceae. The record is from RefSeq and is a predicted model, not a curated record. Gene Ontology annotation, molecular function: ATP binding; protein kinase activity. Gene Ontology annotation, biological process: protein phosphorylation. The coding region runs from base 332 to 2467 and encodes 711 amino acids.